GUAACUAGUAGGUAUAGUUAUAUAACGAUCUACUAAGGGCUGUGUUCGCACAGAAGUGCUAUAUAAGACGCCCCCGAAUUCCAGUGUUUCUCAUGUUUUCCUCCUUACCCAAGAAUUCUCCUUCGAAGAAAGCUAGAACGGGGCUUACUCCUUAAGUAAGGGGUAUCUACCUACACAACUUCUACACAAUGUCUCAACGAACAUCUAACAUGUCCUUCCUAUACAUGUUGCUUAGCUAUCUGAGCCUCGUCUCUUUUGUCUCGACAAGUCCCAUCCCCGUUCAAAGAGAUGGCUUGAGCACUCGGGACACGACGACGACGUUCUCAGAAAUCGGCGCCAGCUUCACCCUCGCCUCUACGGAGAGCACCGUCAACAGCGCGGGAACAUACCCUCGCCUUGCCAGACUCUCCGAUGGAGGGAUUCUCUCGAUAACAACCGUCUACAGCGGGAGCACCCGCACCCUGACCAUCGCCCGGAGCGACGACAACGGCGCGACAUUCAGCCAGAUCGGCAGCGUAGCCCAAAGCACGGGCGACUUGGACAACGGCUUCCUACUGCAGCUCCCCUCAGGCACCGUGCUAGCCGCGUUCCGGAACCACGACCUGGACGCCAACGGCGUGGCAACAUACUACCGGAUCACGGUAUGCAGCAGCACCGACGGCGGGGUAACCUGGACCUUCCUCUCGCAAGCAGCCGAGAACCCGGCGGACGGGUACAACGGGCUCUGGGAGCCGUUCAUGCGAAUCGCCAACGACGGCACGAUCCAGCUAACCUACUCGGGGGAGCUAAGCGCGACGAACCAGGAGACCUUCCGCGUGACCUCGUCAGACGGCGGCGCGACGUGGACAACGCCCGUGAACCUGCAGCUGCACGGCUCGCAGCAGCUGCGGGACGGGAUGCAAGGGAUCGUGUCCACGACGGACGCGGCGACGGGCGAGGCGGCGCUGGUCAUGGUGUUCGAGAUCAACGACAACACGCACGUGUACCUGGGGACGGUGACCUCGUACGAUGACGGCUUGACGUGGGGGUCGCGCGCGACGAUCUUCCGGCCCGCGGACCACAACGCGGGGGCGCCGCAGAUCGCGGCGGUAGGCGCGAACCUGGCCGUCGCGUUCAUGACGGACGAGGACAGGGCCGUGAGCGACAUCGCCUGGCCCGCCAACGCCGACGUCAAGAUGAUCUUCUCCGCGCAGCUGAGAAACGGCCAGCUGACGUGGACCACGCAGACCCUCGAGCUGUCCGUCGACAGCUCGUACUGGCCCGGCGCCUUCCAGCGCGACGACAAUGACGUUAUCGCCGUGUACGAGCGUGGGGGCGUGCCUUACGGGAGGGUCAUCUCGGCCGCAUAGCACAGCUUUUCUUUUUUUUUUUCUUAGUUCCUGAGAGAGAGAGGGAAGGAGGAGGCGGUGACGCGUUCGCAAAGCACAAAAAAAGAAUUUGCGCGUGGCUACCUACCUAGGGAUGCAUGAAUGCAUGCGCUGUUAGGGCUGAGGAGUUGUCGGGGAGUUCAUUGGUGGGGAAUUGCGACUAUGGACUUGUGAUAUCCCCUGGUAUGGGUUACGCGCGUUAACCAUAUAACCAUAUAUCAGAUGAUGUUAAUGAGUUGCGGUUAUUUUGUAUAUACUUCUGCUUCGACAUGUUUUUUUUUACUAGGAUAGGGGGUUGGGUUAGUCUGGCCUAACAUGAACAUAUUUCCUCCCUUAACUGCUUGUGUUUGCCAGGACGAAAGUCGUAUUAGUCCGGGGUAGAAGAACCGUUGAGUGAACCGUCAUUUCGUGAUUCAAACGAGUGUGGUUGUAAAUUUCGAGGCCUGGUAUCGGGAUGAGUGCCGGUGCCCAACUUCACCGAUCCUGGGCGUAAGUUCUUCGGCACUGCCCAGUUGACGUG
Messenger RNA from Annulohypoxylon truncatum, 1887 nucleotides. Its product is annotated as glycoside hydrolase family 93 protein. The coding region runs from base 189 to 1349 and encodes 386 amino acids. Lineage: Eukaryota; Fungi; Ascomycota; Sordariomycetes; Xylariales; Hypoxylaceae. The transcript has a single exon. The record is from RefSeq and is a predicted model, not a curated record.